CAGUCAGUGUCUCAUUAUGGCCAGGUGCAAUGAAACAAGGUGGGUGUGGCUUAUUUUCAGCUGGGAGCAGACCUUUCAAAUUUCAAAUUGUCACUUGCACUGUGUGAGUUGAGCUUAGGAACCACUGAUGAGGUCUUUGAAAAACAGACAUGAGCUCUGCAAAGCCCUACAUUGGUUGCAAGAUAGGGUUACUUUCAAAAGCCCAAAAUCGCUAUGAGGGGAUUUUGUAUACAAUUGACAAAGGGAACUCCACAGUUGUGCUGGCGAAAGUCAAAUGUUUUGGAACGGAAGGACGGCCUACCGACAGACCUACACUCCCCAAAGAUGACAUUUAUGAGUAUAUCACCUUCCGCGGAAGUGAUAUCAAAGAUAUCACAUUGUGUGAAGACCCAGAUCGCCAUGGCCUACCUCCAGAUCCAGCAAUAGUACAGUCAUCAAGUGUAGGGCCGUCUGGUAUCUACCCACCUCUUGGAUCAUUUAGUCCACUUCAAUUGCCUGCCUACAACCAUCUUGCUGCCAGUUCACUUCUUAAUCAUCAGUAUGCUGCAGCUCUUGGCCUUGGGCCCAUCCUUCCAGGCUUCCAUGUCCGAAAAGGCCCCAUGGUGGAAAAGGGAGUUCAAACCCUUCGUGUGGAAGAGUUAAGAAAGAGGAGAGUUUUGACUGCUCCCCAGGAGCAAGAUCAGCACUGGGAGAAGAGAAGGCCCUUAAGGGUGAGAGGAGAAGCCACUACCAGAAGGGGGAUUGAAUCCAACAUAAGGUCAAACCCGGCUGUGCCCAAUUCCCUUCAAGAAUCCUCUCAGCAACAGAAUGGAAAUGGGCCUCUUACCAGACGCCAAGGUGCCCGAAGACGCAGGAACCGUAGUCGGGGCUUGCUGAUGAUGGCAAAGGUUCCCUCAGCCACUCUGAAAUUUGACACAGAUUUUGAUUUUGACUACUCAAAUGCACAGUUCAAUAAGGAGUUGGAGCGUGAGGUGCAUGAUAGGUUAAAUAUGAAAGAUGGAAAUGACAAUACAGGAGAAAAACAAAGCAAUGAAGCCCACCUGAAUACAGAGGAGUGUCAUUUCGGACCAAAAUGUUACUAUGACAAAGCAAAGUCCUUCUUUGAUAAUAUCUCCUCUAAUAAUAAACUCAGACUAACCUGGGCAGAGGAGCGUAAGCGGAAUCUGGAGACGUUUGGGGUCCCUGGAUGGUUCCGCAAGGGCCAAUCCUUCAGAGGGGGAUAUGCUGGAAGAAGGGGACGAGGCACAACUCUUACUCGAAUUCCUUAUAGAAGCAGUAAUGGACAGCUGUAAAGGUCAGGGUUGAAGUAUGUGCCCCCCACCCCCCCGAUGGUUAUUUUCUCAAGUCUGAUUCUGACAUCAAUUGGGAAUGAAUCCUUGUAUGCUGUUUGUCGUAUACCUACAUUUUGCAUGUGACUGCAUGGCUGGCUAAAUAGUCCACUAUUUGUAUCUAAGAAUACCUGUUUUCCCCUUAAUUGCCAGAGGUACUUUUUUGUUUUCAUACCCAUCUACAUUUUCUGUGACUUGUAUAAUUUGACUCGAGUGACAAUAUUUUUUAAGUUUUUUUUCAUAUUUGGACAAAUAUGUAAACCUGACCUUGAGGCUUAUGAAGUUUUUUUUGUUGUUGUUUGAAGCCAUGUGUAAAAUUUAUGUAAAUAAACAAGAAUUGUCUAUUUGCUGCCUAUUGCAUUUGGUAUAUUGACAUAAAUGCAAACGUAUUGCACAAUGUAUUAAGGUUAAUAACAUGGGAACAGAAACAUUGUAUACAGAGGUCACAAACCUUUCUGUAACUGCAGAUAUUUCUCUGGUACU
This is a messenger RNA of Phycodurus eques (leafy seadragon), 1811 nucleotides long. RefSeq names its product protein LSM14 homolog B-like. Bases 150 to 1292 code for a protein of 380 amino acids. The record is from RefSeq and is a predicted model, not a curated record. Gene Ontology annotation, molecular function: mRNA binding. NCBI's taxonomy places the organism in Eukaryota, Metazoa, Chordata, Actinopteri, Syngnathiformes, Syngnathidae. The transcript has 8 exons.